AUGUCUUACGGCCGAUAUACGCCUCCGCCGUGCUACACGGCGCCGAACGCCAACUCCCCGCUCCUCCCAAAUGAACGCCUCUCGUCUCCUCCAGCCUCCUCUAAUGGUAUCAUCCGGGUUAUCAAAUGGUGUUUCGUAGUUCUUGUUCUGGGUCUGGUCUUGUUUUCCUGGAGUAGGGAACAAACAAUCCGAGCACAUCAAGACGCUGUAUCGAAGAGGGAACAGGCCGUUCUCAUUCAAGAGCGUGCAGUCGCACGCAGAGAAGAGGUCGUUCUUCACAAGGAAGGUAGCCUGUUCACUCUGGAAGUGCAACUCCGUCAGAAAGAGCACGCUGUCCGCGACAGCGAAGAUGCCGUCGCACGCAGGGAGAAUGCCGUCUAUGCGCAGGAGCGCGAAGUAUCACGCAGAGAACAGGCUAUCAGCGUGAGAGAGCGUUCUGUUGUAUAUAGGGAGGACACGGUCCGCGCCAGGGAAGAGGCCAUGCGCGCAGACGACGAGCGUAGGAUUCGUGCGCACCUCAUCUGGACGGAUCCAGUCGCCGAGCAGCGUUGUUUAAGUUACGAGAAAAGGAUGUACCAUGCCGAGUUGCAGAACGUUCCGGAAGGGGAGAACGCGCAGAAAUGGUGUAUGCAGACGAGCAUCAAUAUUCAUGGGAUCGCAUAUGACCAUCCGGAUUCUUGCACCAUGGUCCAGGCAGACGGUGGCAUGAAAGUAAUCGGACACUGGACUGUGACUGGAAACGAACCGACAUGUCGGACGUGGUGGGGAAAUCACGAGAAAAAAGAAUGUUUUGGAUCUCACCAGCGGCGCGUCGAGGCUCACUUGUACAAUCAUCAACAACCCUGGGACAACUGGUCAGAGAUGUGUUUCUCGACCCCGUCUGACUUUGCGUGGCAGUCCUUUGCCCACCCUGAUACCUGCGAGAACGCUGGCACGGGUGGGAUCAUUGGGUCGUGGUUCAUUAAUGUUGACACAAAGGAGUGUCCGUGA
Messenger RNA from Fibroporia radiculosa, 990 nucleotides. RefSeq lists its product as uncharacterized. The record is from RefSeq and is a predicted model, not a curated record. Bases 1 to 990 code for a protein of 329 amino acids. Lineage: Eukaryota; Fungi; Basidiomycota; Agaricomycetes; Polyporales; Fibroporiaceae. The transcript has 6 exons.